Molecule: messenger RNA, 525 nt
Organism: Angiostrongylus costaricensis
Lineage: Eukaryota; Metazoa; Nematoda; Chromadorea; Rhabditida; Metastrongylidae
Source: the annotation of a GenBank genome assembly
AUGAACGUCUUCCUGAACGGAAGUCACUUAACGUCACCGGAAAGAUCACAGUUCACCAACACUAACACCACAUUAUCAUCAUCCCCAGACACAGUUACGAAUUUCACAUCACAAACCACCUUCAAACCACGAAAGAAUUCCGAUGAUCAAACGGAGAAAAGAAGUGCCUACACUAUCUCGAAUAUCCUCGAAAAGAAACAAAACAGUCCCGUGGCGACUAGUUCAUCCGGUAGUGAUGAUGAUACCGGAUCUCCGCGAUGUGGAUCCACUGAAGAAGAACACGGGAUUCUUGUUAUUAUGUUCUAUCUGCGAAGGGGUCAUUACAAGCAGCUGAUCACCAAGGAACCUGCUAUACAAGCCUAUUUGUCGUUUCUGGUCGGACAACAGCUAAAUUCAGCAGCAGCAGUGGCAGCUGCGAAUCCACUUCGUAUUCUGGCACACGAUCAAGGCUUCAAGCCAAAAAAGUCCUAUCUAGUUGUUGAAGAAUCGAAAGAGCUAUUGAACUAUCCAGGGAAACCUGAAUGA